CAGAUCCUAGAGAUAAUUUCUGGCUUCUGGUGUCCGCAUCGGAUUCAGUGACGUCACUUGGAGUACUACGGGAAGCAUCAUUACUUGAAUCCUCGAUUUGUGACUUUGGAUUUCACAGUCACGCUACGGACAUUGCCAGGUCUCUCCUCUCCGUUCUUGAUCUUAAAUGUCCUGUUUGUGGGGAAUCGUGAUCGCCAUUUUGAGCUGCGGAAUACAUACAUCAGCGUUUCCGCGCGGCGAUGAUGUAGCUUCCCAAUGGAUGGACAAGUGUGAAGCGGCUUUAGCGCGUCGCUACCAGGACUCUCAGGCUGCACCUUUCUGCAAUGAUUUGCUUCGACACAUCUUUAUCAUUGUGUCGCCAAAAAUCGGUGAUAGAAGUGGAAACUACGAUCUCGAAGCUGUGGACACGUUGGGCAUAGUCAUGACAAGCCACAGCUGGACUGAGGAGGGAGCGGCGGGGACGAGGAAGCCAAAACGUCCAGAGCGGCCUGACAUGCGGGAGGAACCGCAGACGCUGGCAUUACCGACGGGACGAAAUAAUGAAGCCAAGGUCGAUGAGAAAGAGGAAGAAAAACCGUUACCUGGCCGGCGGUCUUUGAGGGUGAAGCAUUCGAGCAGCAUGGGGGGGCCCCUGGACACGGAUAGCAGGGGGUUCUCCGAGUUCAAAGAAGUUAAAGACUUCGUCAACCUGGGCCUCGCCUUGAUCUGCGUCCUGUUCGCUGCCUUAGCCUCGGGGUUGACAAUCGGGCUCCUUUCCAUCGACACGCUGGACUUGGAGAUCAAGCAGCGCGCCGGCACCCCCACGGACAAGCACCACGCCGCCGCCAUCCUCCCCCUCCUCGCCCACCGGCACCUGCUCCUGGUCACGCUCCUUCUGUUCAACUCCAUGGCUGCCGAGGCCCUACCCCUAGCUUUAGGCGAGCUGGUGCCAGGUUACGUGGCUGUCAUCCUCUCGGUUACCGCCGUCCUUUUUUUCGGGGAGAUCCUCCCCUCCGCCGUCUUCUUGGGUCCGAACCAGCUCAAGCUUGGCUCUCGCAUGACCCCACUGAGCUGGCUGCUCUGA
This is a messenger RNA of Nannochloropsis gaditana CCMP526, 1063 nucleotides long. RefSeq lists its product as uncharacterized. The transcript is spliced from 5 exons. The record is from RefSeq and is a predicted model, not a curated record. Gene Ontology annotation, cellular component: intracellular membrane-bounded organelle. The coding region runs from base 167 to 1063 and encodes 298 amino acids. Gene Ontology annotation, biological process: magnesium ion homeostasis.